Molecule: messenger RNA, 844 nt
Organism: Ceratotherium simum simum (southern white rhinoceros)
Lineage: Eukaryota; Metazoa; Chordata; Mammalia; Perissodactyla; Rhinocerotidae
Source: RefSeq, a predicted model, not a curated record
CCCGCAGAAUGCGUGACGCAUAUGGACAGAGAGCAGACCAAGAAGGUGGUGUACUCUGUGGUCUACGGAGCAGGGAAAGAGCGGCUUGCUGCUUGCCUUGGAGUUACUGUUCAGGAAGCUGCCCGGUUUUUGGAGAGUUUUUUGCAGAAGUACAAGAAAAUCAAGGACUUUGCCCAAGCAGCUAUUACCCAGUGUCACCAGACAGGCUAUGUGGUGUCCAUUAUGGGCAGAAGGAGACCGCUGCCAAGGAUCCGUGCACAAGACCAGAAGCUCCGCGCACAAGCAGAGCGGCAGGCGGUGAACUUCGUGGUGCAAGGCUCGGCCGCGGACCUCUGUAAGAUGGCUAUGAUCCACAUCUUCGUUGCAGUAGCUACUUCCCCCACCCUGACAGCCAGGUUGGUUGCCCAAAUUCAUGAUGAGUUGCUGUUUGAAGUGGAAGAUUCACAGAUUCCUGAGUUUGCAGCUCUAGUCAGGGGAACCAUGGAGUCCUUGCAGCAUGUGCCGGCAUUGGAGCUGCAGCUGCAGGUGCCCCUGAAGGUGAGCCUGAGUGCCGGCCGCUCGUGGGGACACCUGGUGCCGCUGCAAGAGGCCCCAGGCCCUCGGCCCAGCCCACGUCCUGCUGAGUCUCCAAGCAACCGCCUAGCCACUGCAGGGCCCCUUGUCAGCACCUACCCCUAGUGUGUGCAUUUUUCGCCUUCAUUUUGUCUGUAGCCCCAGGCAACAGCAGGAGGAGAGAACUGGUUUCCACCAGCCUAUUGUGUGGCCUUCCCCAAGGUCAGCAUUGGGUGCUUUGUACUAGCUCCGUCCGGAGAGCAGACCCUGGUGAGGGCCACAAUCACCCCCG